UUAGCAUAAAUGAUAAACGGGAUUCCAAGAUUGAGCAAAAUAAAUCAAUGGAAAUAAAGGAUGCUCGGCUAUUUCCUGUUAAAAAUAUUUACAUUUCUUCUGGCAAGAAGUGUGUUGCCAAGAAUUUAAUUGAAUGCGACUUUGAUGAAACAUUGGAAAUCAAGAAUGAAAUCAUCCAAGAUACAAAAAAAACUGAUAUUUUGACUGUUAAAAACAAACUGCAGAUCCCCAUCAAGAAGGAAAUUCAAGUAUCAAAUCAAGAACAGAAAAAGUACACAUGCAAAAAAUGUGCUCGAACUUAUAAACGUAUAGACAAUUUGACUAGUCACCAAAAAUUUGAAUGUGGCGUCAUGCCACAGUUUAAUUGUCAACAGAGCGCUUCAAAUAAUGCCAGAAAUUUCAAAAUUGUGUUGAAGAAAUCGACAGGAAGAAUUGAUGGCGGGCAAUAUUCUUUUACUCCCAUUUCCGUUAGCAACACGUCUAUUGUCAAGACUUUAAUUGAAUACGGCUGUGACGAAACAUUGGAAAUCAAGGAAGAAAUCAUCGCAGAUCAAGACGCAGGUACAGACAAGAAAUAUGAUAAAAAAUUUGAUUCAAAAAAUUGUAGCCUUCAUAUAAAAGAAGAUGAUACUUUUGCUGUGAACAACAGACAAGGAAUUCCAAAAAAUCGGAAAAUUCCGGACUCAAGAGCGGAAAAAAAGAACCAGUGCAAAAAGUGUGCGCGAAUAUAUAUUCGGAAAAGAAGUUUAAAUAAACAUCAAAGAUAUGAAUGCAACGUCAAACCACAAUUCAGUUGUAAAUUCUGUGGCAAACGAUUCAUACAAAAAAGUCACCUGAGUCGCCACAUAGAUGUUGUACAUCUUAAAUCAAAUUCGCAACCAUCCAAAAUAAAGUAUAAUUGUAACAAUUGUUCUCGUAUUUACAGUUCCUUAGGUACUUUAAAUAGACAUAAUCGUCAAAAACACGCAGAAUUCAAACCAGAAUUCAUUUGCAUUCAUUGCGGCUACAAAACGAGCAUGAAAUGUGUCUUGUCAAAACAUAUUAGUAGACACCAUUUUAAGUAAUAUAGUACACGAAACUUCAAUCUUUUGGACAUUUCUCUUACUAUUUGUUUAUUGUAAAAACAAAGUAUUCUUCCAGGGCUAUGAGCUACAAAACUCUGAGCAGGAACUCCGGUUCAUUCUUUUUACAUUGUAAAUUAUAACAUUAUGUUAUCCUGUAAAGAAGCCACAAAAACAUGGUGCUUUAAAAAGAACAGUUACAGGCCUAAAAUGAUUUAUAUUUAUCGGUUAAACACAUUUUUAUUUUUUGACCAUUGCAAAAGAGCAUUAUUUUUGCAUUUUUUUUAUUUCACAUUAUUUUUUUUCCUGU
This is a messenger RNA of Belonocnema kinseyi, 1371 nucleotides long. Its product is annotated as zinc finger protein 569-like. The record is from RefSeq and is a predicted model, not a curated record. NCBI's taxonomy places the organism in Eukaryota, Metazoa, Arthropoda, Insecta, Hymenoptera, Cynipidae. Bases 48 to 1064 code for a protein of 338 amino acids. Gene Ontology annotation, cellular component: nucleus. The transcript is spliced from 5 exons. Gene Ontology annotation, biological process: regulation of transcription by RNA polymerase II. Gene Ontology annotation, molecular function: DNA-binding transcription factor activity, RNA polymerase II-specific; RNA polymerase II transcription regulatory region sequence-specific DNA binding.